AUGUCCUUCGGAACGUAUGACUCCGUCCUGGAGUCUUGCGCAGCGACAGGCGACAUCGACUUACAAGCGUGGCCAUCUGUACUAUCACCUCUGAUCGAACGUCUGAACCAUAUUGCGCACAAUGAGUUUCCUAUACCACGACCAUACCCUAUCCUAAACCCAGUACUACCGUCACAGCGAUCUGUCGAUCAAGAUCGCUUCGCUGAGAACUCACACAUACCACCAGCAAAUACACCUAAUACACCAAGAACGUUGCCACCAGUACCACCCUUUGCAGGUAGUCCAGCAUCGAGCGUAGUGCCUGACUCCCAACCUCCAUCUGUAGAGUCAAAAGAAGGAAGAAAUGAAGAGGUGCAACUGCCCGUCGAGGUUCUCCAGCUGCUCGAGCAAAGCCUGAAGACCUUGCGCACAUCUUUCAGUGAGGUACCUCCUCAUACAAUACAGCGUCUCAGCGAACUAGCCUUGCACCCAACCAGGCACUAUCGCACUCUUCCUGCUUGGCUUCGUGCACUAGAUCGUGUGGUCAGUGUGUCGAGUGGUGCAGACAUCUUCCCACUCAGCGACGUACCCCCCAACAUAGGCGUAAGCAAUGGAAUUCUACAUGGACCAAUAUCUGCAGAAGGAUUAUCAAUACCUGGUUCUUCAAACGACACUCGCAAUGGCUACGAUAGAGACUCUCUCGGCUCGGACGAGAGUCUAGGUGGAGCUCUAUUGACACCGAUCCCCUGGCUGAAAGACAUCGACUCGAGUUCAGGCACAGAUUCUAGCACUCUCGACUCUAGCUCGAAGGUCGAAUCAUGGCAAGACCAGUCCCCAGAAGAAGAGAUGCUGCCAGUGAGCGAAGAUAUCACACCCACCGCAGAUGCGGCACAAGCUAUUGCAGCAGUGGCACAAGAGCAACUGGAAGAAGGACUGAUACCAGAACGAGCAGGUGGAGCGGUCACUCAGGGUGAGCUGAUAAGAAUGGAGCAAGAAGCUGGUGUAGUUCCUGUACCACAUGAGGACAUCGGUCGUAUUGGUGACGAAGGCAUAGAGAUCGACGAGCAAGGUGAACAUAUGCCACAUGCUACAGGUCCAGAUCUAAUUGGAACGAUCGACAUGGGCAAGGUAGGUGGUGAAGAACGUCAGGUCCGCAUUUCUAGCCCGCCAGAGGAGAAGGCAGGCAGUACCGGUAUACCCAAACAUGAUCCUAACGAUGCACAAGGGGUCUUGAGUGGCGGCGCUCCUGCGAAGAAGGAACAAGAUAACACGACUAGUGAACCUGCAUCUAGUGACGAUUUCGUUAGAGUUGAGAAAGAAGACACGAAGACCAACACCAACAACAUGGUCUCGUCAGGAAGUGACAGUGACGGCGAUAUUGUGCUUGUUGAUGCUGAUGGAGCUACCGCAGAUGCUGAGCGGGAAGAGAGAGCGGAUGAGAAUGGCAUAAACGUUGGUGCUGACGCUGCUGACAGUUCGACCCAAUAG
Molecule: messenger RNA, 1467 nt
Organism: Lithohypha guttulata
Lineage: Eukaryota; Fungi; Ascomycota; Eurotiomycetes; Chaetothyriales; Trichomeriaceae
Exons: 2
Coding region: 1-1467 (488 amino acids)
Cellular component (GO): nucleus; cytoplasm; protein phosphatase 4 complex
Molecular function (GO): protein phosphatase regulator activity
Source: RefSeq, a predicted model, not a curated record